Somion occarium is the source of this 2393-nucleotide messenger RNA. NCBI's taxonomy places the organism in Eukaryota, Fungi, Basidiomycota, Agaricomycetes, Polyporales, Cerrenaceae. The record is from the annotation of a GenBank genome assembly.
GGUGCCGUCUACCUGUGAGUAGGCUGAAGCUUGGGAUUUUGGUUUUCUAGUCUUGAUAUUCACGCCAUCAAGUUGUAAGGAGAUAACAAAACUCUCCUACCACAUCGAUGCCAGAAAACAUGCCGGUGAACACAGGAGAUGAGGGCAAUAUGAGAGGUUGUUCUCCACUGAACGAGGAGCGUUGCGAGCCGGUGCGGGACAAAUAGAAUCCGGUUGCGUCGCUGGCGGCAUGGCGCUGAAUAAGUGCAAUACUUUAUCUCUGUUGCUCAAUCGGGGCGUGCUUCCAAUCCUCCACCGGGUCCCUACGGUCGUCCGUCACCCUCGAUGUUUUCAACGAGUCUUUCUUGCUUCACCUCAUUGUAUACUACCCAUUCUUGAUCCCUUCUUGUUUUUGCUUCUCAAAGUUAUCUUUUUCGAUCUCGUUAACUCCGACCUAAGCAAGCUCGCCCGGACGACCCAGCCGCUGCAUUAAGACGACCCCAAAGCGACGAAACCGUUAUGGCGCCACCCACCACCCAUCCUGUCUUCCAUCCUACUGCCCAACUCGACGCAGCACCACCCGACCUCGUUCUCACAUCCGCCAACCGAGUCGUUUUUCAUGUCCACCAUUGCUGUCUCCUCGCUGCAUCCACCAACCACUUUGCCUUCCUUCUCGAUCCGCCCGUCGAGGCCAUCGUUGCAUUGCCGGAAAGCUCGCAGUUAAUAAGUGUUAUGCUUCACGCCAUCUACAAUCGACCGAUCGGCUCUCCUCGUCCCACUUCGGCCGUCCUCAUUGCAUCACUCGAUACCCUCAAGAAAUACGGGAUCCCCUUGGAUCGGUAUGUUUGCGCCAAUACACCACUAUUUACGGCUUUAGCGACUUUGGCUCAGUCUCGUGCAAUUGAGCUUUACACUCUCGCCGCCGAAAAUGAUUUGUACGACCUCGCUGCCGCGGCGUCUUCGUAUCUCAUAUCAUAUAACCUCUCCUCGAUCACCGACGAAAUCGCGGUUCGAAUGGGCUCUCUGUACCUGAAGAAGCUUUUUGUACUCCAUUCUCGUCGGACGAAGGUAGUGAGAGGGUUAUUGCUCACACCACCUGCUACCCAUGCUCCGACGCGUACAUGUGGUGCAGACAAUCAGCUUCGUCUCCUGAGACACUGGGAUCUGGCAACCGCUAGCCUCCAAACCCGUGCUUGUCCUAGUGAGUUAUCAAUCAUAAGGGCACUCAGAGCUGAAUUUGAUCCUCCAUUGUUACGUAUAGGCACGUCAGUUGGAAGCCUUCGGUCAAUUAUCUCUAUUAUCGAACCGCUGCUCACUUGUCGGGACUGCAAGGCGACGUUGAAUGCCCGCGUUCGGCAAAUGGUCGUGGAGUGGGAGGAAACGCCGGUAAAGUGUGUCUCUCGAUUCUACGUGCUUUACGCUCACAGCAUGCCGCGAUGCUUACAGAGAACGAUUUAAGCACACGAAUCGCAAACUUAUCGCUAAUCGGCAACAUUCCUACAGGUUUUUCUGCGAGAGUCGUUGAGAAGCUUUUCGAACUGUUUCGGUCUCGGUAUCCUGCAGUCCAUAAAGUUUCGAGAACUUAUAGGACUUGAAUUAACAUAAGAUUGUAAGUGCUUCCUUAGAAAACAGUUAGUUUAGCAGACUCAAUUGUCGUCUUUUCUUGUGUCACUGCUUCCCUUCCCAGGUCUCGAAUCUUAUGACUCAUUUCCGCAUUCGUCAAAGAAAGAACCUUCGUGUCAAGUUCAUCAUACGUUGGAUAUCCCUUAACCCGCCCGGUUAUCUGCGCUGCUACUUUGGGUCCUACGAUGUUCCCUGCAAACCUACUUCGAGGUGGCCGAGAUCCGACGUGGACACCCGGUACAGUGUCGUAAGGCCAAGUCAACAGGCUGGACCCAAUAGCAUUACCCUGUUCGCUAUUGGGUUGGAGCUACAUUCCCUUGCCAUGUUUACUCCGCUGCACGAGCCCCCUUCCAGUGACGUAUGUACCUCUUAAUUCGCUGCAAGAUACGGCAGCGAAGCCUCGGUCAUGCGCGAGCGACAUUGAAACGUCGCAUGUUCCCGCACGAGUGAGUGCCUUGUGUGGUUACUGAUGUCUUCAGAGAUUGCCCUUUAGAUCACUCAUUCCAGAUGUGUACCUCGGCCUUCUGACGGCAACUCUGGGCCAAUGCUAACUAGUGGAUUGUGUCCUCAUCGCCUUAUAUGAAGUCACGCUGGACGCUAUACCUGAAUCUCUUCGAAAGGUCGCAAUACUGGAACGCCGAUUUUUCUUGAAUUUUUGUCGAGCGCACUUGACCCAUUAUAAUCUUUAUCUACAUCUUCAUGCAUGUUGAUCCAAAGCAUAAAACAUGUUGAUAUCGUUGUUAAUGUAUUUCUGUUAUGUCAUUUUGUACCAAUCAAUCAGUCAUCCAGUG